ACUGAAUACGUGCCGUCAAAUAUGACAGAACACAGUUCCUUUUGCCGUCACUCUUCUUCAAGUCAAUUUCGUCUAUUCUAAACAGCCGAAAUUUCCGGUUUAUCACGAAAUUGCGGCCUCAACCUAAAGAUUAUUGAGGAAAUGAGGAUGUGCCUAAAGCUGUAGCCCAACAAAAAGAGAAUGUCUUCCGUUAGCUCGUCUAAAAUCAUAAAAUUUUGUCAUCUAAAGAACCAGUUCCUAGCUGUGAUUUGUGCAAAUCUAGCUUGUGUGGCGCAUGGUGGAUCAUCGGGAUGGCUUUCACCUGCUCUAUUAGUAUUGCAAUCGGAUAGUACUCCGCUCAUCAAUGGUCCCAUAAACAAUGAAAUGGCAUCAUGGCUCGGAGCAUCUGCCUACAUUGGAGGCUUUUGCGGAAACUUUAUUUUUAUGGCAAUUUUGAGAUAUUUCGGCAGAAAGAAAACUUUUUGUGUACUGGCGUUGCCUAAUUUGGCAUUCUGGAUCACCGUAACAAUUACUACUCGGAUUGAACUGUUGUGUUUAGGUCGUUUUUUAGCCGGACUAUCAUGCGGCGGAACUUUUGUUUGUGUCCCAUUAUUUGUGGCAGAAAUCGCUGACGAUCACAUUCGAGGUGUUCUGGGAUCUUUUCUGAUCAUCUCUACUUGCUUUGGAGUAAUGAUUUCCUACAUCGCUGGCGCGUAUUUAACUUAUAGCACGACACCGUAUGUUAUAAUGAUAUUUCCGAUAGCAUUCACGAUCUCAUUUCUACUGUUGCCGGAAUCUCCAAACGAUUUGAUGAAGCAGAAACGAUUCGAUGAUGCAGCGAAGUCACUACGGUUUUACAAGAACUGCUACAAAGACACCAAAGAAGAAAACGAGAGAUUCCUGAAAGAAUGGGAUAAUGUUGAACUGAUAGCUAGACAAUCCUUAGACAGAGGCGAGAAAGUUUCGCUUGGUGAUUUCUGUACUCAAGAAGCCCGCAUCGGACUACUGAAAGCAUUCUGUAUCAUCGGUUUGAAUCUGUUCAGCGGUUCAGCGGUUCUAAUGAAUUACGCCACCAUCAUUUUCAAAGACUCCGGAUCGAAACUAGACCCAAGUUUGUCGUCCAUCAUCAUGAUUACGAUACAAUUGAUUGCAACGACAAUAUCCACAACUUUGAUCGAUAAUGUGGGACGACGAUUUCUACUGAUUGUUUCGUCACUGGGCACUUCCAUUGGUCUGUCUAUGAUGGGAGCGUACGCCUAUCUGUCGUAUAACAAGUACGAAUUGGACGGAUAUGAUUGGGUGCCCGUGACCAGUAUCUCAUUUUGUGUGUUUAUGGCUUACAUUGGACUGGUGCCGUUGCUAUUCGUUCUUUUGAUGGAAGUUCUCCCGGUGAAGAUCCGUUCAUUAGGCACAUCGUACUGCCUGUUGCUGGUCAGUGUAUUUUUGUUCACAAUCGUUAAAUUCUAUCCCACAUUGGCGGCCAUUAUUCAUUUACAUUGGUGCAUGUGGAUAUUUUCGGCGAUAAGCGUGUUAGGAGUGCUAUUCGGUUUGUUUAUGCUGGAAGAGACCAAAGGAAAGAACAUAAAUGUUGAAUGAAUCUCUGAGGCCUAUUGUAUCCGAUGAGGAAUGGUAAUUUAUGCCGUUGUUGGUAAGUUAUUAUUAUUUGUUUAAGCUAAAAUCAGUUGUUUUGUAUAAUAUGCCUAUAGCAGCCAGACAAAAAAUAGUUUCGAAUUUACAAAGCUCGAUUGUACAGGUCAAUUAGAAUUUAUUUUUGAAAAUAAAAUUU
This is a messenger RNA of Bradysia coprophila, 1765 nucleotides long. Its product is annotated as facilitated trehalose transporter Tret1-like. The record is from RefSeq and is a predicted model, not a curated record. Gene Ontology annotation, molecular function: transmembrane transporter activity. Gene Ontology annotation, cellular component: membrane. Lineage: Eukaryota; Metazoa; Arthropoda; Insecta; Diptera; Sciaridae. Gene Ontology annotation, biological process: transmembrane transport.